Molecule: messenger RNA, 1702 nt
Organism: Liolophura sinensis
Lineage: Eukaryota; Metazoa; Mollusca; Polyplacophora; Chitonida; Chitonidae
Product: myophilin-like
Exons: 4
Coding region: 145-657 (170 amino acids)
Biological process (GO): actin filament organization; actomyosin structure organization
Cellular component (GO): actin cytoskeleton
Molecular function (GO): actin filament binding
Source: RefSeq, a predicted model, not a curated record
GUAUAAAGUGGUGGGUGUUGGUACGAGAGGCAGUGCUCUGUGGGAGUGAGCGCCAUUCCAUUAGCAGAACAGGAGAACGGAAGGUUGGGAUUUCUUUAAGGCACACGAACUUUAUUUUAUACACGGACCAAAGAUAACCUAAUCAUGUCUAAGAGAGAUAAGAAUCUUGAAGAUCAGGCUCUGGCAUGGAUAGAGGCCAUCCUCGGUGAGAGCCUGCCCAAAAAGCCGUAUGAAGAUUUGUUGAAGGAUGGUCAGGUUUUAUGCAGACUGAUCAACAAACUGGCGCCUGGCUCCGUCAAGAAGAUAGAAACCAAAGGGAUGGGUUUUGCAUUGAUGCAGAAUAUUGAACGGUUCCAGGCUGCGGUGCUGAAGUACGGGGUCCCUCCCAAUGAGAGCUUCCAGACUGUUGAUCUCUGGGAGAAGAAAAAUAUCGCCCAAGUCACCCUGUGUAUACACGCCCUAGGCCGGAUCGCCCAAACAAAGCCAGAUUACACCGGUCCAAUUUUGGGUCCAAAGAUGUCAGAAGAGAACAAACGAGAGUUCACACAGGAACAGCUGGAAGCCGGCAAGCACAUAGUCAGUCUACAGUACGGCAGUAACGAGGGGGCUUCUCAAGCCGGGCUCAACAUGGGCAAGAGGCGAAUGAUCCAGGAUUAAAGCAAGGCACGAUUACGAUAUUGGGUUUGGCGAAAAUAUUAUCAUUGUAUAAUGUAGAGAAUUUAGGAACGAGGAGUGAUUCAGUCAUUAAUUAAAAUAUGGCUUGUUGACAGUAAUGGAGUAUUCAGCAAUAUAGGGAUGAAUGUGCCUUUAAUGGAAUCUCCUGACUUCAGUAACAAAAAACAAAUGCCUUUUAGUUAGCUGGGUGAAAAUAGAACUCAGUAUUACAUGGACUGAACAGCGAUAAAGCUCCAAUCUGCAACGCAAAGGAGAGCCUGUGAGUGUGACGUAGUAGUGUUGCGAAGAACUGGAUAUAUCUAAUGUAUUCUGGGCGUAUACACAUCUGGAGCAGGAAGAUACACAUGUAUAGACUGUUCAAACCAAAUCACACUUUUCCAAGACAAAGACAUAAGCCCUCUGAUAUGCAUGGAAAGCAUACAGAUGUAUGUGUAUAACAGUCUUAUUGCCUGGGCGCAAAUCAUUCUAUGGAGUGAAGUUACCAUCUAAACUUACUUAUAUAUGUAUGUGUAACAAACGCCUCCUCUUGCUGGAGGAAAUGUGGGUUGAAAGUGUAGGUGGAAUGCAUCGUCAAAUAUGAGACUGCAUGCCAUCAUGUUUUCGCAUGUCUUGUUAGUUUCUUUUUCGAUUUAAAUGGAAAAGUGUUCUGGACUGUCAAAUAUUUACGAAGUAUACAUUUACUUUCCAUGCAACAUUCAUCUGAAGAGAGCGUAAUCCGGAGGUGGAAUUGUAAGCUGUUUGAUAGUCAGCAUACAUAUAAAGGAACAGCGUGUGAAUGCGAGAUAAAAUGUGCACGGAUUUAUAUGUAGCAACCGAUCAUAAAUUGUUUGCUGUGAAGAGUAAUGCUGGUACAGUCUUUCCGUCUAGUCCAAGUCCUUGGUAGGAUUGAUUUUAACUGUUAGGACUUCAUAUAUACGUUUGCUUUAUUAGUACAGUCACCAGUCGAUAUCAUGUUGACGUUUUGUCUCAUAUCUCGUCAUUUGUUUAUGUUUUUUUAAUCGUUUGAAUAAAACUGAAAUUAUGUAAC